GUGGAGCAGGACGGAGCAAGGAUCCUGAGAAGAUAACACUCUCAAGAAAACAGGUUUUGUCUCCGCUGGCUAGCUAUUGACAGCUUACACCAGCUACAGCCUGUCGGAGAGGACAAGCAUAAACCGUCUCCAGUGACUGUUCACUACCAGCAGCUGUUCGGUGGUCGGUAUCAUUCCAUACAGAGAAGCAGAUGAAAUUAGCAAUGCCUGAAAAACAUGUCUCACAAAGAAGAUAAUGAAGGGAAAGGGAGCUCCCACCACACUGAAUUGUACACCAGCAUCCCUCGAACAUAUCUGCCCAUCGUGUACCACCCAGACUACAACAUCACCUUCAUGGGCCUUGAAAAGCUCCAUCCAUUUGAUGCAGGGAAGUGGGGGAAAGUCAUUCACUUCUUGAAAGAGGAGCAAUUCAUCACUGAUGGGGACAUCGUGGAAGCCUGUGAAGCUACUGAAGAGGAUCUGCUUGUGGUUCACACUAAACGUUACCUCAACAGAUUAAAGUGGUCUCUGGUGGUGGCAACGAUUACAGAAAUCCCACCUCUCAUGUUUCUGCCUAAUUUCCUGGUGCAGCGGAAAGUGUUGAAGCCUUUGCGGACACAGACUGGAGGAACAAUCAUGGCAGGAAAACUGGCUAUUGACAGAGGAUGGGCUAUCAAUGUAGGAGGAGGCUUUCACCACUGCUCCGGCGACAGGGGAGGGGGCUUUUGUGCCUACGCUGACAUCACUCUGGCCAUCAAGUUUCUGUUCGAGAGAGUGGAAGGCAUCUGCAGGGCUACUAUCAUUGAUCUGGAUGCUCAUCAGGGAAAUGGACACGAGCGUGAUUUCUUGGACGACAAGCGAGUGUUCAUCAUGGAUGUGUAUAAUCGCUACAUAUAUCCUGGUGAUGGAUAUGCCAAAAGAGCCAUAAAGAGGAGGGUGGAGUUGGACUGGGGCACUGAAGACACAGAGUACCUUCAUAAAGUAGAGCUCCACACUGGCGGAGCACUGAAUGAAGUCCGACCUGACAUUAUCGUCUACAACGCUGGGACGGAUAUCUUGGAUGGAGACCCCCUUGGAGGACUCUCCAUAUCACCACAGGGCAUUGUAAAGAGAGAUGAGAUUGUGUUCAGAGCUGCAAGGCAACGGGGCAUCCCCAUACUCAUGGUGACAUCUGGGGGAUACCAGAAGAAAACAGCCCGCAUCAUCGCUGACUCCAUCCUCAACUUGCAUCGGCAGGGUUUGAUUGGUGCAGAGGCCUUGGAGGGGGAGGGAUCAUCAUCAAUGGUGACCAGCAUGAUGUGCAGCUCUGGAUCUGUUGGAUCAAGAUUCACUGCUGUCUGAGGUGCAUUAAUCCUGCAUUAAUCAUCUCCAGCUGUGACAUUUUAAGGCACUGAAGUAACUUUAUAUUGUGCAGUUACUGUGUGACAGCAGAGGUGAUAUGUAAGGUUGCUGCUGUCACACAGAAAUUUGUUUUUGUCGCGUUUCAGUAACACUUUCUAUGAAGAACCGUCCUAUAGUGCAUUAUGAGGGCUUUCAUAAUUAAUCAAAAUGCAUUUAUAAUGAUUCAUGAAUACACUCAUAAACACACAUUAUCAACAGCCAUAAUACAUUAUAGAUGUGACUUAUAAUGUUCAAGUGUCUUAUGGAUGCUCUUGACUACUUAUAAACUAGAUGUUGACUACAUGAAAAUGCAUUAUACUUAACAACAACAAUGAAAUGGUGUGAUAAGGUAUGAAUUAUUGUACAUGAAUCAGUAUGUGCCGCACUUUACUUUACUCAACUAUUGAUACAACAUGGACUGCUAUAGCAUAUGAGUCCUUCCUAUAUUUGAUUGUUGAGAUGUGUAUAGGUAAGUAUAAGUAGUCAUAAUGUAUUAUAAGUAUUAUAAUCACUCAACCGGUCAGCCCUACACAUGGGUGUGUAUGUGACUGACUGAAUGAUCACACUUAGUUCAGGGGGUGGGGCUGCUUGUCCGCUGUCCUCUUCUGCCUUCGUAAUGCACAACUUUUUUCGAACACAUUGUCAUUGAGGGUCUUUCCACUAAAGCCCAAUACCCUGAAUGAGGCGGGUCCCACUCGCCGAAACGCCCCUAAUUUGAAUAUGAGCUGUCCGGAGCCGGCUUUUGUGCUGACUUUUUUUGGCCUUGUGGAAGAGCAGGGUCGUUUUUCUCCCAUGAAAAAAGCCUAGUUGCUGAUUGGAUGGAACGCUAAGCUGGAUGUGCCAUUAGUAAAAGCUGGCGAAACAGUGUUACCAAUUAAGCGACUUUGUUGCUAUAUUUAGCGACUUUUCAGACCCCCUUAGCGACUAUUUUUCAAAUAAGUGACUGGAGAAAAAUCCAGCGACUUUAUCUGCGGGGGCCGUUGGCUCCUUAAGAAGAGUAAGAACGAAUCAAAAUGGCCCAGUCCUCCUGCAGCAGUCUCUCCCAGCUGCAGUCACAGAGCCAGAGGGGAUGUAAACCCCUUAACGUCUAGUCUGCAAAUUGCUAAUAGGCUAACAGUUAGCUCUGUAGCAGUACAGUGUGUUGUAUGUGCUGCUGCUGCAGGAGGUGUUCACUUAGUGAUCCCUGUUUGUUUACAACAAGCACCAGACACUCUGUACACAGUUAGCGAUGCCGGUUAAUUCACGAUCACUAUGUUUAUAAUCAGCGGAGACUCUGUGCAUAAUUAGCCAUGCUGCUUUGUUUAUGAUCAGCUGCUGACGUUGUGCACAGUUAGCAACGGCGACCACAGUUGCAUCUCCAGUGUUUAAUUACGCGACGAUCGAAAACCAUACAUCACUUCUGGAGUCUAGUAAAUCCCUCUGGGGGCCUUUUUGUAAUGGAGACACGCAGAGUGAGCGGACAUUUGUGAGGGCGUGGCCUGAGACUUUCCUAGUGGCCACUUUUCCCCCUAAAGGAAACACAGCUAUUGGCGUGAAGUUAUUUACUUCACUCAUUUAAUUUUAAGGGUAAUUAUUAGGGUUCAAGCACCGAGUGGUGCAAAAUCAUUAUUGUUAGUCUAAGGUUUAUUAUAUCAUUAAGCAUAUUAAGCAUUAAGCAUACAACUGGUUUGUAUGACAGGCACAAAAUACUAACUGCCCAAAACAUUCACAUCAUAGACACUACUAUUAGCUAUUCCUGUAACACAUUGCCCGAAAAUGGCAAAAUCUCAUUAAUCGAAUGAGGUC
Centropristis striata (black sea bass) is the source of this 3144-nucleotide messenger RNA. It is a transcript of the gene hdac11, whose product is annotated as histone deacetylase 11. The transcript has 11 exons. NCBI's taxonomy places the organism in Eukaryota, Metazoa, Chordata, Actinopteri, Perciformes, Serranidae. Gene Ontology annotation, molecular function: histone deacetylase activity. The record is from RefSeq and is a predicted model, not a curated record. The coding region runs from base 217 to 1320 and encodes 367 amino acids.